Dalotia coriaria is the source of this 1814-nucleotide messenger RNA. RefSeq lists its product as uncharacterized. NCBI's taxonomy places the organism in Eukaryota, Metazoa, Arthropoda, Insecta, Coleoptera, Staphylinidae. The coding region runs from base 40 to 1017 and encodes 325 amino acids. The transcript has 4 exons. The record is from RefSeq and is a predicted model, not a curated record. Gene Ontology annotation, molecular function: 2-oxoglutarate-dependent dioxygenase activity.
ACCUUUUCACCUCUUCACUUGUUUCUUUUUCUCAGAAAGAUGCAAAAAGCUGAAAAACGUUUGGUCGCCAUUUUGAGACGUGCCAAACAAGCUGGCAUCUCUAUAGAAGCCAUUAACACUUACAUUUCAACAGAAAUAACUAAAAAUACAACCAAGGAUGGUCAAAAACCAACAUAUCUUCAAAAAUUUGGGAAAUUUAAGAGUAAUUUUAAUAUUUUUGGGUUAAUUACAAUUGGAUUAGUGUUAACAGCAGGAAAAUCAUAUUUCUCAAGAGUUUUUGAAGGCCCAGACUCAGAGUGUUUGAUCAAAAUGCCCUUUGAUGAAACAAAAGUCUUCCGCAAACCUGAAGAUUGUUCAAUUUGCAAAGGAAUAAACAAAGUAGAUCGCAUUUCCAACAUUUCUCAACAAGAUUUUGAUGAGUUUUACGCUCUGAAAGCAAAACCUGUUAUAAUCACGGACGGUACAAGAGGUUGGGACGCACAGGACCUCUUCAGUUUUAAUUUCUUUAAAGAUUUAUACGAAAAAUACGAUACAGGAAGAACCGGAAGAACAGUCUGUCAGUUUUUCCCCUACAAAACAGAAUUUGAUAGCCUCCGAGAAGCUUUAAACAUGAGUGAAGCCAGAGCACGUCUUGAACCAGGCACAAAAGAAUGGUACAUCGGUUGGAGCAAUUGUAACGAUCGUGCUGGUCAAGAACUACGCAAACAUUACAAAAGACCGUACUUUUUGCCCGAUAUAUCUGAGAAUAUGGCGUUGAGUUGGAUCUUUAUGGGUGGACCGGGAGAGGGCGCUCACAUGCAUGUCGAUAAUGUGCAUUACGCAUCGUGGCAGGCGCAAAUUCGCGGACGAAAGAAAUGGCGGCUUGCUCCGCCUCCGGAAUGUCAUUACGCAUGCGAAGAAUUCUCAGCCAUUGUGGAGCCAGGCGAAAUCAUUGUGGUGGACACCAACCGUUGGUAUCAUCAGACACACAUUCUUCCUGGUGAUAUAAGUAUCACGAUAGGCACUGAAUUUGACUAGAAUGACGUGAUUAACAUUUUAAAAUUCCUAUGACUCAUACUAUCACAUACAUAUUUUAGUUUAUUUUCCUUUUACUCUUUUAUUUAAUUUUUAUUUUUUUAGCAUUGAAAUUUGAGCUGAGAUUUUUUUCAUUACAUGUUUAUUUAUUGGAGCGAAGUGCGAAUAUAUUUAUGACAAACAUGGCGCAUAAAAAAACGAGUGCUAGAAGUCGAAGUACCAAAGCUACUUAAGUUACAUGUUAAGUAUAACGAGUGAGUAAGCCACGCUGAGAGACUUAUGUGAUUUAUCGUUUUCAAUUGUAGAGUAUAGCAAAAUUGUAGAAUUUUCAACGCCGGCACUAAAGCAUAACAUAACCAUAAAGGUAAGUGCAAAGUGUAGACAAAACAAAACAUACAGAGUCGUAUUAUAAUCAUUUCCUUAUAUUAUAAAGUUUAUAUUAUAUAAUAUAUAAGUUAGGUUAAAUCCUAACCUUAUUCAAUGGCAUAAAACACUCGAUGAUUGCAACGAUUGGAGUAAUGUAACUUUAAUCUGGUGUCCAGCUGUAGAAUGUAGUAGAUUCAUUUGUUUCGCUUCAAACACGUUCAACACACAUGUGUUAAGUGAACUAAGCUGCAAACAAUCAUAAUGUUAACGUUCGUGACUCAUAACUGAGAUUUUAAUUUAUAUUCAAGAGCUGGUUUUAUAACGAUGACUUAUCGUUUGAUGAUGACUAGAUAGUGACGAUGUUUUAAAUGUAAAAGAGGUUAAGAGGGUAUAAAUAAUAUAAAACCAACAAUAAAAAUAAACUUACAUGAUAA